Messenger RNA from Caenorhabditis elegans, 2379 nucleotides. RefSeq names its product Degenerin mec-4 (gene mec-4). Gene Ontology annotation, cellular component: axon; membrane. Gene Ontology annotation, molecular function: sodium channel activity; monoatomic ion channel activity. Gene Ontology annotation, biological process: sodium ion transport; monoatomic ion transport. NCBI's taxonomy places the organism in Eukaryota, Metazoa, Nematoda, Chromadorea, Rhabditida, Rhabditidae. The transcript is spliced from 15 exons. The record is from RefSeq and is marked reviewed. Bases 2 to 2308 code for a protein of 768 amino acids.
AAUGUCAUGGAUGCAAAACCUGAAAAACUACCAACACCUUCGGGACCCAUCCGAGUACAUGUCCCAGGUUUAUGGAGACCCGUUAGCGUACUUACAAGAGACGACUAAAUUUGUGACAGAAAGAGAAUAUUAUGAAGAUUUUGGUUAUGGCGAAUGUUUCAACUCUACAGAAUCAGAAGUACAAUGUGAACUUAUUACGGGAGAAUUCGAUCCAAAAUUGCUACCCUAUGACAAACGUCUAGCCUGGCAUUUCAAAGAGUUUUGCUACAAAACAUCUGCUCACGGAAUUCCCAUGAUUGGUGAAGCUCCAAACGUAUAUUAUCGAGCAGUUUGGGUCGUACUUUUUCUUGGAUGUAUGAUAAUGCUCUAUCUUAAUGCUCAAUCUGUGCUUGACAAAUACAACAGGAAUGAGAAAAUUGUCGAUAUUCAAUUGAAAUUUGACACUGCACCUUUUCCAGCAAUUACGCUUUGUAAUUUGAAUCCUUACAAAGCAAGUUUAGCAACAAGCGUGGAUUUAGUAAAGCGAACGUUGUCAGCAUUUGAUGGAGCAAUGGGAAAAGCCGGAGGAAACAAAGAUCACGAAGAGGAACGCGAAGUUGUCACCGAACCACCCACCACCCCUGCACCCACCACAAAACCGGCACGUCGUCGAGGAAAACGUGAUUUAUCUGGAGCAUUUUUUGAGCCAGGAUUUGCAAGAUGCCUUUGUGGAAGCCAAGGGUCUAGUGAGCAAGAGGAUAAGGAUGAGGAGAAGGAGGAAGAGUUACUUGAAACAACUACCAAAAAGGUAUUUAAUAUUAAUGAUGCCGAUGAGGAAUGGGAUGGAAUGGAAGAAUAUGACAAUGAGCAUUAUGAGAAUUACGAUGUGGAAGCAACUACUGGAAUGAAUAUGAUGGAAGAAUGUCAAUCAGAGAGAACAAAAUUCGACGAGCCGACGGGAUUUGACGAUCGGUGUAUUUGCGCUUUCGAUAGAUCAACUCAUGAUGCGUGGCCCUGUUUUCUGAACGGAACCUGGGAAACCACCGAAUGUGAUACUUGCAAUGAACAUGCUUUCUGCACCAAAGAUAACAAAACUGCGAAGGGCCAUAGAUCCCCAUGUAUUUGUGCUCCAUCUAGAUUCUGUGUAGCAUACAACGGAAAGACGCCACCAAUUGAAAUUUGGACAUAUCUUCAAGGAGGAACUCCAACUGAAGAUCCAAACUUCCUUGAAGCUAUGGGAUUUCAGGGAAUGACAGAUGAAGUUGCAAUUGUCACUAAAGCCAAGGAAAACAUCAUGUUUGCAAUGGCUACCUUGUCAAUGCAAGAUAGGGAACGGCUAAGUACUACAAAAAGGGAACUUGUCCACAAGUGCUCGUUUAACGGAAAAGCGUGUGAUAUCGAAGCAGAUUUUCUGACUCAUAUUGACCCUGCGUUUGGUUCGUGCUUUACCUUCAAUCAUAAUCGAACAGUAAACUUGACUAGUAUUCGAGCAGGUCCCAUGUACGGAUUACGUAUGCUGGUUUAUGUAAACGCGUCUGACUAUAUGCCAACCACGGAAGCCACAGGCGUUCGUUUGACUAUUCAUGACAAAGAAGAUUUCCCAUUUCCUGAUACGUUCGGUUAUUCUGCUCCAACUGGAUAUGUAUCCUCAUUUGGAUUACGAUUGCGAAAGAUGUCACGUUUGCCAGCACCUUAUGGAGAUUGUGUGCCAGAUGGCAAAACAUCGGACUAUAUUUACAGCAAUUAUGAAUAUUCGGUAGAGGGCUGCUACCGUUCUUGCUUCCAACAACUCGUGCUGAAAGAGUGCAGAUGUGGAGAUCCACGUUUCCCAGUCCCUGAAAAUGCACGGCAUUGCGAUGCAGCAGACCCUAUUGCAAGAAAAUGUCUUGACGCCAGAAUGAAUGACUUGGGAGGCCUACACGGAUCUUUCCGUUGCAGAUGCCAACAACCAUGCCGCCAGUCAAUCUACUCCGUUACAUACUCGCCGGCAAAGUGGCCGUCGUUAUCUUUGCAAAUUCAACUAGGAUCGUGUAAUGGUACAGCGGUAGAGUGUAAUAAGCAUUAUAAAGAGAACGGAGCAAUGGUGGAAGUGUUCUACGAGCAGUUGAAUUUUGAAAUGCUCACUGAAUCAGAGGCUUAUGGGUUUGUCAACUUGCUAGCCGAUUUUGGUGGACAACUCGGUCUUUGGUGCGGAAUAUCCUUCCUUACCUGUUGCGAAUUUGUGUUCCUUUUCUUGGAAACUGCCUACAUGAGUGCCGAACAUAACUACUCUCUGUACAAAAAGAAGAAGGCUGAGAAGGCAAAGAAAAUUGCGUCUGGAUCUUUCUGAAUUUGUUUUUUCUUGUUUUAAAGUUACCAUUGCAAUGUUGUGUCUUAAAAUAAAAAUUUACAUGAGAAUAA